Molecule: messenger RNA, 3345 nt
Organism: Panicum hallii
Lineage: Eukaryota; Viridiplantae; Streptophyta; Magnoliopsida; Poales; Poaceae
Product: E3 ubiquitin-protein ligase MBR1-like
Exons: 5
Coding region: 1059-2954 (631 amino acids)
Molecular function (GO): ubiquitin protein ligase activity
Source: RefSeq, a predicted model, not a curated record
UUGAUGGGGGGAGGAAGGAGUUCUAGAAGCGGAACCCUCUGAUCGUUUCCUUGUUUCGUAUGCCUGAAUUUGGGGAUAAGAGGUUGUACACACAGACCUGUUCUUUCUCUUCUUCUUUUAUCAUUCCCUGAUGAGUUGUGAAUAUGAGCCGAUUUUGAUUCGAAGGUUGGGUCUGGAUUGGCUGCCGCGACUCUGCUCUUUGCUUCGUUGUUUGGACCUUGGAUUGGUGUGCUCGGUUGUUUUCUUUCUCUCCAUUUCCCCCAGUUUGGUGCACCUGUUUGGUUUGUGUAUGAAUUUAAGAAGGUUUUCUCUCCAGAAAUCUUUAGUAAUCUCCAUGUGUCUGAGAUCGGAGGUAGAGUUGCAGAAUGAAAUUUUUUGGGCGCUCUUCUCAAAUUAUUCAGAAGCCGCCGCAUUCAUUCUGCGAUGGAAGAAUUUCAGUAGUGCUACAAAUAAGUUUCUUUGAACUGGAAAUAUUCAGUUCCAUGUAGAGUUGCAGACCCAUGUAGAGUUGCAGACCUUUUUUUAAGAACUUGAAAGGUGUUGCUUAAGCAUGGGAUGGUAGAUAGGUGAAUGGUGUUUCCCACAUGCUAUCAUGACCAAUGGCCCAAGUGUUUUAUUCAGUAUGUGGUCCCAAGAAAUGGCUCUCGUUGUGCUUAUACUGAAUCACACUUCAACUGUAACUUCUACGGGUCUCUUGAUCCGUGUGGUAGUUUUAUUCCGCUAGAGGGAACAAGCUAGACAAGAUCACAUGAAUACUAUAGCUGUAUAGCACACAGAUGACGUUCCCUUGUCCGUUUCACUGUGGAUAAAACUUUAUGAUGCCGUUUAACCUUUUGCUCUUAAAGGUGAAGAACAAAUGUGGUAAUGAUCGAAGAUACUGAACUUGCUAUAUUGCUACAAAGCACUAAAUUUGUAGGAUCACAUGAUAGUAGUAAAUAUAACUCUCAUGGGGUGACUGUGAAUGUUCGUAACUAACAGUGGGUCCAAAGUUAUUUGUUUGUUGCUAUUGGAGAUUGGUAAACACUGUUUUCUCUACGGUUACUUUUGUGAACCGCACCAUGCUUCUCUUUCUUUCUUUUUUAAGUAUGUCUUGCACGUGUGUAUUCAUGUUAUCUUGUCACUAUUCUUCAUUGCUAACCAUUGCCAAACUUGUGCUGCAGAAUUCUAGCAAAAGUCUUCUGGAGAAUAAUACACCUCUGUGCAUUGUGCUGCAUUUUGGUAUGGACGAAUCUUCUGGUAGAUCUGCUACCCCAGUUGGGUUUCUUGGAAGGGGCACUGGCAUUUCCUUGAGAAAUCAAAGUAAUGAGAAUAGGCCAAGCCAAUACAACAAUAAGCCAGGGAAGAAUACAAAUCUCAAUCCUGUGAAAGCCCGAUUCACUGAAAAUAAAGAGAAGCCAAAGUAUUUACAUGGGCCAUUUCAUUCAUCAGGAUCUAAGGCCUCAUCUGUAAGCUCUUCAAAGGCUCCUGUUAGGAAAUAUCAGGAUGAAAGGCAAAAAAGGCCCUUUUUGGCAGAGGCAAACGUUGCUGAAAGCAGUAACAGAAGAACUGAGGUCAGACGUCUACAAAGUGGCAAGAAAGCUGUUGUUUAUGAAGAUGGGCAUCCAUACACGCAGAAGAGUACAUCAGAAGGUUCAUCAUCCUCUACAUUUACUGAUGGAGGCUUGUCAGAAGAACAUGAUCUUGGAGUUUUAGAGUUUUCUGUUUCUUCAGGGAGUUCUGCACAUACUGUUGAUUCUGGAAAUACUGCAUUGAGUGCUAUGCAACGUAGGCAAAAUGAUAGAGAAGAACUGAAUUCAGGUAGACCUCGAGGUGAUUCCAAUUUUGUUCAUAGGCGUGUUGUACCUCAAAGUCUCACCACUGCUGUCAAGUUAUCAAGUGCCCCUGGUGCCACCAGUACUUCACUGCAGAGACGUGGCCUAAAAUCCCUUGGUUGCACUUCAAUAUCUGAUGUUUUGCCCUCAGGUUGUUCUUCAUCUGAUUCUGUUCAUAAUAGGAGGGUCGAAGUUAUGAAGAAUGGAACUUCUGAUGCAGCAAGAUCUUCAAGAUCAAGGGGAAUAAGUGGGCAAUCUAUUUUAGGUCAGCCACGUUCUGGUUAUCCUGGCUAUACUGGUCCUAGGGCGAGAGCUGCUGAACAAUCAGCAAGGACCAAUAGCACAAGUAUUCGGGAUUCUACAGAUUCAGUAAGGACUAGAAGACCUUCUACUCUCCGUGCCAGAGAGAGGAUGCCGGGUGAAAGAGAGGACAACGUAUUUGCUCUGCGUGAGACUGUUACGAGGGUUCGUCAUCCAGAAAGGGGUCAUUUUCCCACCGAUGACAUUUCCCCACAGAGAUUAGCAAGACCUUUUUAUGCAGAAUUGCCUCAUGCAAUUUAUUCAUCUAAUCGUCCAGGAUUGAGUAGUCGGACAGCAAGGAGAAGAUCUCCUUCUCACCCUGAAGAAAGUCCUCAGGAAAUGUUCCAUGGUCUAUUUGAGGAGAGAGAUGGCUACAGACACAUAAACAUGGAUGGAAUUUCAGAGGUGUUGCUAGCAUUGGAUAGGAUUGAACAUGAUGAUGAUUUGACUUAUGAGCAAUUGCUGGUGCUGGAAACCAAUCUGCUUCUAAGUGGCCUUGGACUGCAUGAUCAGCACCAAGAUAUGAGAUUGGAUAUUGACAAUAUGUCGUAUGAGGAACUACUAGCUUUGGAAGAGCAUAUUGGCUCAGUAAGUACUGCCCUAACUGAAGAGCAAUUUGCCAAGUGGGUCAACCAAAGUGUGUAUGAAGCCAAAAAAUCAGAUAGAGAUGUGAACAAGAUCACAGUAGAUGAUGUGAAAUGUAGCAUAUGUCAGGAGGAAUACGUUGAAGGUGAAGUGAUUGGUAGGAUGCAGUGUGAACAUCAGUACCAUGUGUGCUGCAUUAACGAAUGGCUUAGACAGAAGAACUGGUGUCCAAUAUGCAAAGCUUCAGCAAUACCAUAAGAGAUGGACAAGGGAGGCGCCUGAAUCUUGGCUCAAUCUCGUAAAUAGUGUGGAUGUAUGAUUAGACACUGUAGAUGCUGACGCUGUUCGCUCCAAUUUGUGAAUAUGAUAGACCCUCUCUCUUAUAAAGCCCUGUAACCUUUUGUUACUGCAUCUUUUCUCUUCAUAGCACAUUCCUCGUGAGAUAUGAAUUCUGCUUGAUAGCAGUAUGGUCAGAAACUCGAAAAUAAUGGGAGUUGUCCCCGUUCUUAAAAUCGCCUUGAUUGAGAGUUUAGUCACAAUUCCUGCUGAAAGGAGAAAUGCUUAUCAUGGAUUGUACAAGUGGUUAGUGUGAUGGCUGUAAACUUAUAGUGAGUAGAAGAAUGGGAAAUGAGUGGAUAACUGGAUAUCA